AUGCCGGAUUCAUUGGACGACACGGUAAUCGAGAUGGCAGCCCCCGAAGUCGAGCGCUCAAACAUCCACCGAGUAGCGUUGAAGAUGCCACCCUUCUGGGCCGACAAGCCGGAACUCUGGUUCGCACAAAUUGAGAGCCAGUUCACACUGAGUGGAAUCACACAGGAUGCCACUCGCUACGCCUAUGUCGUGUCACACAUAGAAACACGACACACCAAAGAAAUCCGGGACCUCAUUACUCGACCUCCAGCGGCUCAUAAGUACGAGAGCGUGAAAAGGGCAUUAAUUCAGCGCCUAUCCAUCUCGCAAGAGCAGCAGAUCCGCCAACUCCUGGAGCACAAAGAGAUUAGAGACAGAAAACCGUCGCAGUUCCUACGGCAUCUACAGUCGCUCGCCAAGAACGCCAUGCCUGAGGAACUCCUACGGACACUGUGGAUGGGCAGACUUCCCGCGCAGCUACAAGCCAUCCUGGCAACCCGCACCGCCGACGACCUGGAGAAAGUCGCAGCACAAGCCGACCGAGUCUUUGAAAUCACGGGAAGAUCAGGAGCAGUCGCGAGUAUACAACCAGCUACCGCCACGCCGUCUACGAUAGAGCAGCAGAUAAAGGAAAUGGCUCAGCAAGUAGCCAGCCUGAACGAUCGUUUUUCACGCAGUGCCAAUAAAACUAGGCAGCGUGAGAGGUCACAGAACCGUCACAGACAGAAGCAAGAAGACAGCAACAUCUGCUACUACCACAGGCGUUUCAAGGGGAAGGCCAAGAAGUGCACAUCACCGUGCAAAUUCAAGAAGCAAGAAGAGGAAAACUAA
This is a messenger RNA of Monomorium pharaonis (pharaoh ant), 810 nucleotides long. RefSeq lists its product as uncharacterized. The record is from RefSeq and is a predicted model, not a curated record. The coding region runs from base 1 to 810 and encodes 269 amino acids. The transcript has a single exon. Lineage: Eukaryota; Metazoa; Arthropoda; Insecta; Hymenoptera; Formicidae.